Trichobilharzia regenti is the source of this 1047-nucleotide messenger RNA. Lineage: Eukaryota; Metazoa; Platyhelminthes; Trematoda; Strigeidida; Schistosomatidae. The record is from the annotation of a GenBank genome assembly.
AUGGAAUUAGUAGUUUAUUUGGACAAUUUAAUUGAACAAACUGACUGCUUUGAUUGUCAGGAACGAGUAAUGGCUAGUCAAAUGACUGGGGCAAGACUACUUCUACAUCCAGGUGCAUCUUAUCCGCGUGUAGCUGAAGAAGGUGUCAAUUUAAUGCCUGGUACAAUGACUGAUAUAAGAUUUACAGUUUAUGAAUGGUCUAUGAUGGAACCACCUCAUGGGAGAUGCAGUAAAAAUACACCAAAUUUUAUAUCAUUCAAUGGUGUCAAUUAUACAUUCAGUGAGGAGGCGUGUCAUGUGCAUAAAUUACAACAGAAAGUUGCUUCAAAUUGUCAGUGUUUAACACAACAACUACCAAUACCUACAAAUCUACUUAACAAAGACUUAAGAAAAUGUCAAGGAUUCAAACUACCCGCAACUUAUGAAACACUGGAUAACUUUAAUACAUCUAAACAGUUAUAUUUUAAUAUAGAAACAGUUGCUAAUUUCUCACAUUUUGCAAAAUGUGCAGAGACAGUUAGUACAGCUACAGAUGGUUAUCAAAUGGGCUGUAGACCAGCAUGUGUCAGAUACACAUAUAAACCGAGUAUAACAGCUGCUCAAUGGCCAACAAAAACAUUUUUAACUUGGUUCGUUACGAAAUUUUUAAAAGAAAUGGAAACUGAAGGAUUAUCACGUUUAAAUACAACAAAUAAUGAAACAAUGGAUGCCUUCAAUAUACGUAUGGAAGAAUUGCGUAAACCUUUAAAAAUUUAUGAAAAAAUAAGCAAUUUAACUAAAGAAGGCAAUUUACAAGAAGCUAUAAAAUUGCUUAUGGAAACACAAAUAUUUGAACAAAACUUCUUAUCAAUUAUAAUAUCACGACCAAAUUUUGAUUUAGAACGUGUUGAAGAAAAAGCAGUUGUUUCAUUAACAUCUUUAUUUAGUCAAAUUGGAGGUCUUUUGAGUAUAUGGAUUGGAUUAACUUUUGUAUGCAUUGUUGAGAUUGUAGAAUUAGGCUUGAAUGUAGCAGAUGCUGUGAUUCAUCAUAAGAAGUCAAAAUCAUAA